Messenger RNA from Lagopus leucura (white-tailed ptarmigan), 1493 nucleotides. RefSeq names its product regulator of G protein signaling 7 (gene RGS7). The coding region runs from base 1 to 1356 and encodes 451 amino acids. Gene Ontology annotation, biological process: regulation of G protein-coupled receptor signaling pathway; intracellular signal transduction; G protein-coupled receptor signaling pathway. The record is from RefSeq and is a predicted model, not a curated record. NCBI's taxonomy places the organism in Eukaryota, Metazoa, Chordata, Aves, Galliformes, Phasianidae. The transcript is spliced from 16 exons.
AUGGAAGACGUCAUAGCUCGCAUGCAAGAUGAGAAAAAUGGGAUUCCUAUUCGUACAGUCAAAAGUUUUCUUUCCAAGAUCCCCAGUGUCUUUUCUGGUUCAGACAUUGUUCAGUGGUUGACAAAGAACUUAUCUAUAGAAGAUCCAGUGGAAGCUCUACAUUUGGGAACGCUGAUGGCAGCACAUGGUUAUUUUUUUCCAAUCUCAGACCAUGUUCUAACACUAAAGGAUGAUGGCACAUUUUACCGAUUCCAGACGCCCUAUUUUUGGCCUUCAAAUUGUUGGGAGCCGGAAAACACAGACUAUGCGGUUUACCUCUGCAAGCGGACAAUGCAAAAUAAAGCAAGGCUAGAGCUAGCAGACUAUGAAGCUGAGAGCUUGGCCAGGCUACAGCGAGCAUUUGCUCGGAAGUGGGAGUUUAUUUUUAUGCAAGCUGAAGCACAAGCAAAAGUUGACAAGAAGAGAGACAAGAUAGAAAGGAAAAUUCUUGACAGCCAGGAGCGAGCAUUUUGGGAUGUGCACCGGCCAGUGCCUGGAUGUGUAAACACUACUGAAGUGGAUAUAAAAAAGUCUUCAAGAAUGAGAAAUCCACAUAAAACAAGAAAGUCUGUCUAUGGCUUACAAAAUGACAUCCGAAGUCACAGCCCUACUCACACACCAGUACCAGAGUCUAAGCCUCCUACAGAAGAUGAACUACACCAAGAGAUUAAACACUGGCAAAUGCAAUUAGACAGACAUCGAUUAAAAAUGUCAAAAGUUGCAGAGAGUCUAUUAGCUUAUACAGAGCAGUAUUUGGAAUAUGAUCCUUUUCUUGUGCCCCCUGAUCCCUCAAACCCUUGGAUAUCUGAUGACACCACUUUCUGGGAGCUGGAGGCAAGCAAAGAGCCAGGACAGCAGAGGGUGAAACGAUGGGGAUUUGGCAUGGAUGAAGCUUUGAAAGACCCUGUGGGAAGAGAGCAAUUUCUCAAGUUUCUGGAGUCUGAAUUCAGUUCAGAAAAUUUAAGGUUCUGGUUAGCAGUAGAAGACCUGAAGAAGAGGCCUAUCCGUGAAGUUCCUGCUCGUGUCCAAGAAAUCUGGCAAGAAUUUCUUGCUCCAGGUGCACCCAGUGCCAUCAAUCUAGAUUCAAAAAGUUAUGACAAAACCACGCAGAAUGUAAAAGACCCUGGAAGAUACACAUUUGAAGAUGCUCAGGAGCACAUUUACAAACUGAUGAAAAGUGAUUCUUACCCUCGUUUUAUACGAUCCAGUGCCUACCAGGAGCUGCUACAGGCCAAGAAAAAGGGCAGAAACAUCCCUAUUUUCCCAUGCCAUAAAAACUGUACACCAACACUGAGGGCGAGCACUAACCUGUUAUGAAAAGAGGCAUUACAGACUCCGAGGGACUCUCUAGCCUUUCGAUGCCUCCAUUUCGAAAACUGUCUGCUCACUUCCUCCUUCAUAUCAAGCUGGAUCUGUGUCUUUUUAUUUUCUGCAAGCUCAAGUACAGUGAAAAA